CAGUCGCUUAGAAAACGGCGCGAACGCGUAAAUAUCUUUCCAAUAUAAAGUUCAGUGGAAAUUACAAUAAAGAUGUCUGAAAGCAAUGGUACGGUUGUGCGUAUGCCAUGGGUUGAAAAAUACCGUCCCAACUGCUUGGAUGACUUGAUAUCCCAUGAGGAAAUAAUAUCCACUAUAAAUCGUUUCAUUAAUCAGAAGCAGCUGCCGCACUUGCUCUUUUAUGGGCCACCUGGCACGGGCAAGACGAGUACUAUCCUUGCCUGUGCACGUCAGCUUUAUUCGCCGGCACACUUCAAGUCUAUGGUAUUGGAGUUAAAUGCUUCCGAUGAUCGUGGCAUUGGAAUCGUUCGCGGCCAGAUACUUAACUUUGCCUCGACACGCACCAUUUUUUGUGGCACUUUUAAGCUAAUCAUUCUGGAUGAGGCAGAUGCUAUGACCAACGACGCGCAGAAUGCACUGCGCCGCAUCAUUGAAAAGUACACGGAAAACGUUCGCUUUUGCGUCAUUUGCAAUUACCUGAGCAAAAUAAUACCGGCUCUACAAUCGCGUUGCACACGCUUUCGCUUUGCACCGCUCUCGCCCGAGCAGAUGCUGCCGCGUCUUGACAAGGUUAUACAGGAAGAAAAGGUCAACGUUACGGAUGAUGGCAAGAACGCAUUACUAACGCUAGCCAAAGGUGAUAUGCGAAAAGUGUUAAAUGUGCUGCAGAGUACCUCAAUGGCUUUUGAUAUAGUCAACGAGGAUAAUGUUUAUAUGUGUGUGGGUUAUCCGCUAAGAAGUGAAAUUGAACACAUGCUGCAAACAUUGCUCUCGGCAGCAACCUUUGAUUCGGCAUUUGAUACUAUUGAGGAAGCCAAGAGUAAGCGCGGACUUGCCCUGGAGGACAUUGUCACUGAACUGCAUUUGUUCAUUAUGAGACUUGAAUUGCCCAUGUCGGUAAUGAAUAAAUUAAUUGUGAAGAUGGCACAGGUCGAGGAAAGAUUAGCAAAAGGAUGCACUGAGACUGCCCAAACUGCAGCGCUGGUCUCUGCUUUUUUUAUAAGUCGUGACAUGGUUUCGCUGGAGAGCUAGAGGGCUGGUGAAUUUGUUUGUCAUUAUAUAUGUAAAUUAAACUUAAGCUACCUAUUAAAUGAAAAUGCAUGGAGUAAGCCGA
Molecule: messenger RNA, 1153 nt
Organism: Drosophila montana
Lineage: Eukaryota; Metazoa; Arthropoda; Insecta; Diptera; Drosophilidae
Gene: RfC3
Product: replication factor C subunit RfC3
Exons: 5
Coding region: 73-1071 (332 amino acids)
Biological process (GO): DNA-templated DNA replication; DNA repair
Cellular component (GO): nucleus; DNA replication factor C complex
Molecular function (GO): ATP hydrolysis activity; ATP binding; DNA binding
Source: RefSeq, a predicted model, not a curated record